Messenger RNA from Enterobius vermicularis (human pinworm), 1584 nucleotides. The record is from the annotation of a GenBank genome assembly. NCBI's taxonomy places the organism in Eukaryota, Metazoa, Nematoda, Chromadorea, Rhabditida, Oxyuridae.
AUGGAAAUUGAUUUACUUGCAGGUAGAGGAAACAAGAGGUGUCUUGGUGUGAAUUUCCAUGAUUCACAUCACGAUACCAGACACCCAAACUCUUACGGAGCAUGUUUUGCGGUUCUAAAUGAAUUUCAGGCUUAUAACCUUCAUGUCAAUGGUGCAUACCACGCAAGCGUCCGAUAUUCAAAAUUGUUACGCUUUCAUGGGAAACUGCAUGAGCAUUUUGGAUCUGAUUUGAAACUCGCGGAGUUUCCAGCAAAAAAAUUUUUUAGAAAUUUGGAUAAAAACGCAAUUAAAGAAAGAAGACUAGGACUCGCCGCGUAUUUUCAAAGCCUUGUUCAGCAGCCAGCUGUUGCACAGCAUUACAUAACGGAAUGUUAUUUUCUGUCUUUCCAAGUGGAUUCCUUUCGCCCUUCUUCUAACAAAGUGCUUAUUGAUAUUUCUCUACCGGACGGCUCUUCUAAAACAAUACGCUGCAGCGUUCAGCAUUCUCCUGAAAUAGUUCUCAAGCGUUUUGCGGAGGACUUUGGUAUUGAACGAAGUCAUGCUGAAAAGUUUGGUUUAUUUAUUGCUAGGAAAAGAGGAUAUAGUGGCGGGAGUCAGUUAAUGGCUAUUGGUUCAGAGGAGGAGUAUCCGGACUUUCUGUGUAAAAAACUAGACUGUUUACCAAUCAUUUUUGUGACAAUCUUCCUUAAUUUAAUACCAGAUUUUACUGCAGGUGUUCGACUUCUUCGGAAUUUUGAAUCUCCAUAUGUUUCUUUACAAUUGUUAAACCGAAAAUCUGCUCCAUCUGGUGUUUUUUAUUGCUUACUUAUAAGGAAACUAGUUUGGGAUCCAAAAGUUGAAAUUACUCUUUUCAACGAUCCUGGAGCAGUAUUACUUCUCUAUAAGCAAGCUGUUUGUGAGUUACGCAAUGGCAAAAUAAACCCUCUCCACGAGUCAGAAAUGAAUGAGCUCAUCGAGGCAGAAAAAAAAGGAGCUUCUGCUCAGUUUUUGCGGUUAUGUUAUAACCAACCAACUUACGGAUAUGAAUGUCUGGAAGACUGUGUUAGUGAUUAUCCGGCUGUCGAUACACACUGUCACUUAAAAGUUGGGAGGAGAUGCAUUGUCUUAGAUUACGCUGAUUUGAAUAAUUUGGUGAGUUUUUACCCUAAUAUAGGGUUAGUUUUAUGUGUUUCUGUUAUUUAUAUCGUGCAGAGGGAAUAUUCUUACUUGAUUUUAUUUAAAAUGGAUGGAAAUAAAAUUACUCCUGUUUCGCCACUUAUUCUUCGUCUUAUAUUAACCAUUUUGAAGGAUGGAAGGUCGCAGGCGGUAUUUCGAGCAACCAGAAUUCGAGUAUGGCGCAUAGCUCAAAUUGCAGACUGCGAUCCAGAUUUUAUUUUUCAGUUUGAGUACCUUAUGUCGAAGGAGUUAUUUAAAAAUAUAACUCUACGGACAAGACAGGCUGUGCUUCUUUCUUUGAUUAUGCAAUCGUUUGGAGCUGAAAUUUUGAAACAUCCGAGACUGGCUAAUUACCAGUACUUGGAUGUACGUUACAUGAAGGAAGAAUCUUCAAAGUCUACUAAUAAUCCGGUGUUAAAGAAUAUCUAG